AGCUCUUUGGUCUCAUCUCCCAUCAAAAGCAACGCGAAGUUGCGCACCAUUUUGUCAUGGCCGACGCGCGGAUGGCGAGGACGCUUGCCCGCCUCCAAAACCUCCCAUCGAUCUCGCUGCCCACAGACUAUCCUCGGCUCGCAGGUAAUCGACUUGUCGAAGCUGCUUUUUCCGCUGACCUCUCGGAACCAACGUGCAAGGGACUUCUGAAGCUUGCUCUGUAUAACGAAAACGAGGAUGCGGAAGAAGAGGGCACGACGCAAGUGAGAGCGCCGUCCCCUUUUCAUAUCCUCCUCGCCGCCUUCGCCGUGCUCCUACACCGCUACACUGGGGAUACAGAUCUUGUCAUUGGUUCCUCGUCGGCAUCUGCACGGGACCCUCUCGUCCUUCGAAUAGGAGUGAACCCGGAUGACCCAUUCUGGGCAGUCGUGCGCAAGGUCCAGCAAGUCGAGCAGGAGGCGGAGGCAGAUGCUUUGCCGUACGAGACCAUCGUGCGUGCACUGGGCAAGGACAAGUCCGACACUGCAGAGAGUGCUCGACCUCUCUUCCGGGUGCGUUUCUUCGACGAGACUGACACACCACAAGAGCACUUCCUACGCAGCACGAGCCUUACCUCCGACCUCACCGUCUUCGUCACUCGCCAACAGGAGACCAGCCGCAGCUCUGUCGCACCGCACAUCGGUCUGCGACUUCUCUACAACUCGCUGCUCUUUACGCCCGCACGCAUGACGUGCAUCAUCGACCAACUCUCAGUCCUUCUGCGGAAGGUUUCCGGGAACCCCGUCGCACCCGUAGGGUCCGUCCCCAUCCUCACUCCCGCUCAACGCGCCGUUCUGCCGGACCCAACAGCCGACCUCAACUGGUGCGACUGGAAGGGCGCCAUCACGGAUGUCUUCUCGCGAAACGCUCGCCGUUGGCCUGACCGCCCAUGCGUCAUUCAAUGCCUUCCUCCCGCCGGCUUUGACCAGCCCCAGGAGAAGCGCACCUUCACCUACCAGGCUAUUCAUCACGCGUCCAACAUUCUUGCGCACCAUCUACUGCAGGGAGGUGUACAGCGAGAGGAGGUGGUCAUGGUGUAUGCGUACCGCAGCGUAGAGCUCGUUGUCGCGGUUAUGGCCGUUCUGAAGGCAGGCGCAACGUUCUCUGUGAUAGAUCCCGCAUAUCCUCCAUCCAGGCAAACUAUCUACCUGAAGGUCGCCCAGCCCCGAGCUCUGGUGGUCCUUAAGGGCGCCGGUCGGAUCAGCCCUGGCGUCCGCGACUUCAUCUCGUCUGAACUGCAGAUCCGUGUGGAGGUUCCCGCGCUGGAGCUGCUCGCAGAUGGCCAGAUUGUCGGUGGACAGAACGCUGACGGAACAGACGUCUUGCAUCAGCAGAUGCCGCUUGGCGACAAGGACCCGGAUAUCGUUCUGGGACCUGACAGUGUCGGUACCCUCUCCUUCACCAGUGGCAGCACAGGCAUUCCGAAGGGCGUGCGUGGGAGACAUUUCAGUCUGACUCAUUUCUUCCCUUGGAUGGGCGAGCGAUUUGGCCUCGGGGAGGACUCUAAGUUCACGAUGCUCAGUGGUAUUGCUCAUGAUCCCAUCCAGCGCGACAUGUUCACCCCUCUGUUCUUCGGUGCAAGACUGUAUGUCCCUACGGCGGACGACAUCGGGACACCUGGCAGACUUGCCGAAUGGAUGGCGGAAAACGAGGUGACGGUCACUCACCUCACACCGGCUAUGGGCCAGCUUCUGUCCGCACAGGCAACGCGGCAGAUUCCUUCUCUGCGGAAUGCGUUCUUCGUCGGUGACAUCCUCACGAAGCGUGACUGUCUGCGAUUGCAAUCACUCGCUGCGAACGUCCGUAUCGUUAACAUGUACGGUACGACGGAGACGCAGCGCGCAGUGUCCUACUUCCUGCUCCCGAGCGUGUCCGAGGAUCCCACGUUCCUCGCGACUCAGAAGGACGUCAUGCCCGCCGGAGAAGGCAUGAUCGACGUCCAACUCCUCGUCGUGAACCGCCAUGACAAGAACAUACCAUGUGCAGUCGGCGAGGUCGGCGAGAUCUACGUGCGCUCAGGCGGUCUGGCAGAGGAGUACUCCGAUCCUGAGGCGACCGCGGAGAAGUUCGUGACAAACUGGUUUGCAGCCGACUCUCCUUCACGGAAGGACACGAUCAGCGAGCCCCCCUCGGGACAGCCUGGCCCGGAGGCGCAGUUCUGGAAGGGCAUACGCGACAGAAUGUACCGCUCCGGCGACCUGGGACGCUACCUUCCACACGGUAUCGUCGAGUGUACCGGCCGCGCCGAUGACCAGGUCAAGAUCCGCGGCUUCCGUAUCGAGCUGGGCGAGAUCGACCUGUAUCUCAGCCAACAUCCGCUCAUUCGGGAGAACGUCACUCUCGUGCGAAGAGACAAGGACGAGGAGAAGGUACUCGUGAGCUACUUCGUACCUGUCGGCGGACCUGCACUGGACGAGUUCGCGAGCGACGUGCCCGAGGGUGAGGACGAGAAGGGCGUAGUCACAGGUAUGAGGAAGUACAGGAGGCUCAUUAAGGACAUCCGGGACUACCUCAAGAAGAAGCUCCCGAGUUACAGCGUCCCCACUCUGUUCGUCCCUCUGAAGCGUAUGCCGCUGAACCCCAAUGGCAAGAUCGACAAACCCGCACUCCCAUUCCCCGACACAGCACAGGCUGCAUCUGCGACUACCCAGACCGGUCCUGCCGCGUCUCCCACAGAAGAGGUCAUUCGCGCAAUAUGGGCACGCGUCUUGCCGAGCCCGCCUUCCCCCAUACCUCUCGACGAGAGCUUCUUCGACGUCGGCGGCCACUCCAUCCUCGCGACACGUCUCAUCUUCGAGGUCCGCAAGGCGUUCCUCGUCGAGGCGCCUCUUGGGUUGAUCUUCGAGAAGCCAACGAUCAGCGAGCUCGCUGCUGCCGUGGACGAGCUGCGCAACACUGAACUUGGCUUUGCACACGCUGAUGGCGGCAAGAAACCCUCGACAGCGGAGACGUCUGCGCUCAAAGCGGCCCUGAAGCGCUCCGUGCAGCCCAAGAAGGCGGUCAGCUACAGCGAGGACUACGAGAGCCUGUUGUCGAAGCUCCGCCCGUCCUACUCGAGCGUGUCGGAAGACUACUCAGGCCGUCCACUGACUGUGUUCCUGACCGGCGCCACCGGCUUCCUGGGGGCUUUCAUUCUGCGCGACCUGCUUUCGCGGCCUGAACGGGUCAAGAAGGUCAUUGCCCUCGUCCGGGCGUCUAAUGCUGAUCGGGCUCUCGAGCGCCUACGAGACGCUGCCAGUGGACGUGGUGUGUGGGACGAGGACUGGGUCAAGCAGUCGAGGCUAGAGGUCGUUAAAGGCGACCUUGAUCAGGAGCUCUUCGGCCUGGGAGAUGCGGCAUGGAACCGCGUCGCCGGCGAGGCUGACGCCGUCGUGCACAACGGCGCGCUGGUGCACUGGGUGUACCCAUACGAGCGACUCCGGCCUGCCAAUGUUCUCGGCACGCUGACGGCGAUGGAACUCGCUGCGACUGGCAAGCCGAAGCUCUAUGUAUUCGUCUCGUCGACGUCGGCGGUCGACACGGAGCACUACGUCCGGCUGUCUGACUCGCUCUCGCAGGGAGAGGAUAGUCUGGGAGGUGUACCGGAGAGCGACGAUCUUGAAGGUGCGAGGACAUCGCUCAAGACCGGGUACGGGCAGUCGAAGUGGGUUUCUGAGAAACUCCUGUUUGAGGCUGGUCGAAGAGGCCUGAAGGGACAUAUCGUGCGACCUGGUUAUGUUGUCGGUGACUCCGAAUCCGCAGUGACCAAUACCGAUGACUUCAUCUGGCGAAUGGUCAAGGGGUGCAUCCAACUUGGCCUCGUUCCUGACAUGAACAAUACCGUCAAUAUGGUGCCAGUAGACCAUGUAGCCCGGUGUACGACACUGGCGACUCUUUCCCCUCUGCCAGCUCCUCGCGACGCGCUCAGCGUGCUCCACGUCGCCGCCUACCCCCAACCCACCUUCAACGACUUCCUGUCCUCUCUUUCGAAAUAUGGCUUCGCGACACAGCGCUGCGAAUACCUGAUCUGGCGGCGACAGCUCGAGAAGCACGUCAUGGAGGUGCAAGACAACGCGCUCUUCCCGUUACUCCAUUUCGUGCUGGACGACCUCCCGACGAGCACGAAGGCGCCCGAGCUGAACGAUUCAAACAUGCGCGCGCUGCUCGCCCCGCAUGUGCGGAGCACGAGUCGCACAGUGGACGACGAGCUCAUGGGCAAGUACCUGGCGUGGCUCAUUGACGCGGGUUUCCUGCCGCCGCCGAGCAACCCGUCGCCAGAGAAGACACUCCCUCGUCUGGUCGGUGGUGUGACGCGGGCUGUCGGGCGUAGCGGAGUGUAGGUUCCGCACUCGCGGCCCUCCAAAACUCCGCGAUCGCUAGGCACGUAUCGAGAGCCAUUCGUAUGCUGCCUAGGUGUGUAGCACUAAUGCAAUCACGAGGAGACUGAAGCACCAUUAGAACAGCGUCAGUGCGCGCACAAUGUAGCUAAUAAUCUCUGUAUCUCCUGUUGUCUUACAGUUGUACCUUACUGUUGAAUGUCGCUUGUCAAGCCGCCAGC
Messenger RNA from Fomitopsis serialis, 4576 nucleotides. RefSeq names its product L-aminoadipate-semialdehyde dehydrogenase large subunit. The coding region runs from base 57 to 4358 and encodes 1433 amino acids. Gene Ontology annotation, molecular function: phosphopantetheine binding; L-aminoadipate-semialdehyde dehydrogenase [NAD(P)+] activity. Gene Ontology annotation, biological process: L-lysine biosynthetic process. The transcript is spliced from 5 exons. NCBI's taxonomy places the organism in Eukaryota, Fungi, Basidiomycota, Agaricomycetes, Polyporales, Fomitopsidaceae. The record is from RefSeq and is a predicted model, not a curated record.